Pistacia vera is the source of this 915-nucleotide messenger RNA. RefSeq names its product protein PYRICULARIA ORYZAE RESISTANCE 21-like. Bases 114 to 716 code for a protein of 200 amino acids. Gene Ontology annotation, molecular function: metal ion binding. The record is from RefSeq and is a predicted model, not a curated record. NCBI's taxonomy places the organism in Eukaryota, Viridiplantae, Streptophyta, Magnoliopsida, Sapindales, Anacardiaceae. The transcript is spliced from 3 exons.
UAAUUCAUGUACGUAAGAUUCUUGAGCUCUCUCUCCUGUCAACCACUCCAUAAUAAAUAAAAAUCGAUCACUCUUCUUCGUGAUCCGAGGUUCAGAUCUGAGCACUCACAGAAAUGGCAGAGGUUACGAUAAUGCUGCUGAAAGUUGACCUCCAGUGCUCAAAUUGUUAUAAGAAAGUGAAGAAAGUGCUUUGUAAAUAUCCUGAGAUACGAGACCAAGUUUACGACGAGAAGCAAAACACAGUGACGAUAAAAGUGGUGACCUGCUGUCCUGAAAGAUUGAUGCAAAAGAUAUGCCGCAAAGGCGGUAAAGCAAUCAAGAGUAUCGAAAUAAAAAAACCCGAGAAGAAGACAGAGAAGCCAAAAGUUGUUAUUAUCGACCCACCACCGAAACAGAAGCCACAACCACCAAAGGCGUCUGAUCCGGCACCAACUUCCAAGGCUAUUGUACAAGCACCAACUCUCCAGGCUCCUGUACUGGCACCGGGCUAUCCUAGUUACCCAAUUGGGGUGUCCUGCAGGGAGUGUUAUGGCGGGCAUGGAGGGGGGCCAUGUCAACAGCUUGGUUAUGGAAGACCUAUAUGUUAUGAUGGUUAUUACGGACGGCCGGUUUAUGACAGUUGGGGCGGCCGUGGCGGUGGUUGGAGUAGAAGUAAUUACAGGAGUGGCGGGGAUUAUUUCUGUGAUGAAAAUCCUUCAACUUGCUCAAUUAUGUAAUUGGAUUAAUGGUUGAUAUAUGCAUUUUAGUCAAUGUCAUGCGUUUCAUGAUCGAUCAUGCUGUGGUUUGCUCUUAAUUAGUUUAAUUAUGUCGAAUGCGGUCAAAACCAACUCAGAGUUGGAAUGAUGGUUAAGAGAAGAACGUAAUAUAUAUUACUUUUACAACUUCAUAAAACUGUCUCAUAUAUAUUUUUCUAUU